GGUCAGCUAGCGGCAGCUGUGCAGCGGGGUCGGGAGCCAGGCGGUGAGCGACCAGGAGACCCGAGCUAGGGGCGGGGCCACGCGGAGCCUCGGGGCGGGGCCGUGAGGGGCGGGCUUGGGGAGAGGGCUAUGCGCAUGCGCCCUGGUGUUGCCGCUGUCGCCGCGGUGAGGGAAGUGGACGCGAUGGCCGGGUCCGCGUGGGUGUCCAAGGUCUCUCGGCUGCUGGGUGCAUUCCACAACACAAAACAGGUGACAAGAGGUUUUGCUGGUGGUGUUCAGACAGUAACUUUAAUUCCUGGAGAUGGAAUUGGCCCAGAAAUUUCAGCCUCAGUCAUGAAGAUUUUUGAUGCUGCCAAAGCACCUAUUCAGUGGGAGGAGCGCAAUGUCACAGCGAUUCAAGGACCAGGAGGAAAGUGGAUGAUCCCUCCAGAAGCCAAGGAGUCCAUGGAUAAGAACAAGAUGGGCUUGAAAGGCCCACUAAAGACCCCAAUAGCCGCUGGCCAUCCAUCCAUGAAUCUGUUGCUUCGUAAGACAUUUGACCUUUAUGCCAAUGUCCGGCCAUGUGUCUCAAUUGAAGGUUAUAAAACCCCUUACACGGAUGUAAAUAUCGUCACCAUCCGAGAGAACACGGAAGGAGAAUACAGUGGAAUUGAGCAUGUGAUCGUUGAUGGGGUUGUGCAGAGCAUCAAGCUCAUCACCGAAGAAGCAAGCAAGCGCAUUGCAGAGUUUGCCUUCGAGUACGCUCGGAACAACCACCGGAGCAACGUCACAGCUGUGCACAAAGCUAACAUCAUGAGGAUGUCAGAUGGGCUCUUUCUGCAAAAAUGCAGGGAAGUUGCGGAGAACUGUAAAGACAUUAAAUUUAAUGAGAUGUACCUUGAUACUGUAUGUUUAAAUAUGGUACAAGACCCAUCCCAGUUCGAUGUUCUCGUCAUGCCAAAUUUAUAUGGAGACAUCCUUAGUGAUCUGUGUGCAGGACUGAUUGGAGGUCUUGGCGUGACUCCAAGUGGCAAUAUUGGAGCCAACGGUGUUGCCAUCUUUGAAUCGGUUCAUGGAACAGCCCCGGACAUUGCAGGCAAGGACAUGGCCAACCCCACGGCCCUCCUGCUUAGCGCUGUGAUGAUGCUUCGCCACAUGGGACUUUUUGACCAUGCAGCAAAAAUCGAGGCUGCAUGUUUUGCUACAAUUAAGGAUGGAAAGAGCUUAACAAAAGAUCUGGGAGGCAACGCGAAGUGCUCUGACUUCACAGAAGAAAUCUGUCGUAGAGUAAAAGACUUAGAUUAGCACUCGCGGUGGUGGAUUUGCUGCAGUCAGUCAAUCACUCCAAAAGGAUACCCUGUAAUCCUCCUUGAGGGCGCCCACCAUUGGUUUGCUUGCUUCUUGACAGAGUACGUUUUUGAAUCUGGCCUUUUCUUAACCAAACCCUUGCAAUGGAUGCACAUGAUGGCCCCAGGCCUUCAUUCAAAGGGUUUUCCCAAGUGCUGGUUGUAUUUAUUGUCCGUCUGUAAACCUUAUUUUGUAAACUGUAAGUGAACUGUAUCAUUUAUCAUUGUUAACCCAUUUUACACUUCAGGCAAAAUCAUUUUUCCUCAACUGUAAAUAUUCUGAUACAGAAUUAAUAAGAGAAGAUAUUUAACUUUUUAACAAAAGCCCUGGAUUUUUGGUUUAUGAAAAACAAACUGGGAAUAAAACAGGGUUUUAACAAUCGCACAAGAUAACAUUAUUCUAAUACUAGUGGGUACAAAAGAAAUUUACUGGGAAAGUUCACAGCAAAAAAUGGUAUAUUUCUUAAAAAUAUGGAAAUAAAGAUAUUUGUCCUAUACAUGAAUUACUAUUAAUAAAAAUGUAAGCUCCAAGAAAUCCAUAAUGAAUGAUGUAAUUUUGUUACUACAUCGGUAAUCCUUGUCAAAGCCCCUGAUGCUCUCUGUGUAUUUGAUUCUUUUGUUACCUUGAGAUUCACUAUUUUGGGGGAAGAGCUCUCAGAUAAGGGAGAUCACUCCUCCUCACUAGACAGAUCCUCAGCAUUUCGAGCUGUCAGCCAUGGGAGCCAGCCACUGCAGAUCCCCUCCCACGUGGCCACAUUCCAGCCAGUGCUGCAGGUGACCCUGGAAAGGCCUGGCUGCCCCUUGACUUUCCCUAAAGCAACCAGUCACUGCCUUCUGCUCCAGUAGCACCCAUUACAGACUUAAUUGCAGAGGUGGAACUGACUCAGCCCAAGCUCAUACAAAUCAGGCCAAGCUGGGGCCUGUGUUACCAGCUGCUGACCAUCAGGUUCUGCCCCUCAUCUCUUCCCACAGCCUCUGCUCCACAGCAUGAAGCUAGCCUUUGGCCCACACCAAAGCCAAGCCGUCUUCCCUUAGCCCUUGCACUAGUUUGCAAACUCGUGGCUUUGCAUAAUGUACCCUGGUCACAAGGGAUUUCUUAACAGAUGUCCCUGUCUGGGUCAUUUUUUUAAAGCUUUUAUUUGGACUUAAAAUCUUCUGUGUAUUUUACUUUAAAACUGCUGCUUUCCCUGUCUUACUGGAUUGUUCUGGUUAGCAGUGGCUUUGGGUUCACAGUAAUAAAGAACUUAAGAACUGA
Messenger RNA from Mus caroli (Ryukyu mouse), 2580 nucleotides. It is a transcript of the gene Idh3a, whose product is annotated as isocitrate dehydrogenase (NAD(+)) 3 catalytic subunit alpha. Gene Ontology annotation, biological process: isocitrate metabolic process; tricarboxylic acid cycle. The record is from RefSeq and is a predicted model, not a curated record. Gene Ontology annotation, cellular component: mitochondrion. NCBI's taxonomy places the organism in Eukaryota, Metazoa, Chordata, Mammalia, Rodentia, Muridae. Gene Ontology annotation, molecular function: isocitrate dehydrogenase (NAD+) activity; NAD binding; magnesium ion binding.